Messenger RNA from Moneuplotes crassus, 1087 nucleotides. NCBI's taxonomy places the organism in Eukaryota, Ciliophora, Spirotrichea, Euplotida, Euplotidae. The record is from the annotation of a GenBank genome assembly.
CUUGAUGUCUAAAACUUCUGGAACGAAAGUUUUUACUCAAACUGAAAUUGAUCAUCUCACUCAAGAAGAAGGCAGAUCUAUUGUAGUCUUUGAGGGAGAAGUCUACGAUGCCACUGAUUUCAAAGUUACACAUCCUGGCGGUCCUAAAUUCAUUGACGACUAUGUUGGCAAAGACAUGACAGAAGUUUUCUAUGAAGAAGAACACACUAAGAUUGCCCUUAGAAUGCUUAAAGAUAUGAAAAUAGGUACCCUAGAAACAUCCACAAGUGACCAGAUGAGCCAGGAUACUGUCACCUCUCACUCAAGGAUGGGUGAAAUUGAAGGAGAAGAAUGGAGGAUGAAGGUUGAUCCAAAACUCGGAACAGUUUGGCAAGUUUUUUCUAAUUUAAACCAUGAAGAAUACAAUAACUUCAUCAAUGAUCCUAAGCAUCUUACUCGCCCUGAUGAUGAGCACAGGAUGUUUGCAACUUCAUGGAUAGAGUUUUUCUCAAGGACACCUUGGUACCACGUUGCAUUAUUUUGGACACCUAUUGCGUCAUACAAACUCUACGAAGGAUCAUUCGAACUGACCCCAUUGGAAUUUAUCUUGACCUGUAUCUUCGCAAUAAUCUGCUGGACAUUCGCUGAGUAUGCUUUACACAGAUUCGUGUUCCAUAUGGAGGUAUAUAUGCCUGAUAAUGCUUAUUUCAGAGCGACUCAUUAUAUUUUCCAUGGAAUUCACCAUGCUUUUCCUAUGGACCCAGAUAGACUAGUGUUCCCAAUAAUCAUGGCGUAUUUCAUAUGGAACGUGUUCCAUGUAAUCUGGAUCAAUACUUUGCCAGGGAUAAUGGUAAAUACUUUCACUGGUGCGUUCAUCUUCUCAUACAUGGGAUAUGAUCUUGGCCACUACUAUUUCCAUCAUAGUCAGCCUCUGAAGAUUACUGAGUACAGAAAGAAGUACCACAUGUACCACCACUACAAGGACCCAGAUAAUGGUUAUGGAAUCACAACCAGCUUCUGGGAUAAAAUUUUCGGGACUGAGCUCGUCAUGAACAAAAAGAAGGAAAACUAAAAUAUUGUUAAUAGGUCGCAACAAAUAUAGGAAUCA